CUGUUUCUCUCUCUUCCCAAGAUGGAGGAAGAAGAUAUCUUCGCUGGUUCAUCAAUGGCGAGUCUUGAUUCACUGAUGAUCCUUACCUUCGCGAGAAUCAGACGCACUGAAGAAGAAUAUGCUGCUCAUAAAAUCCUGCAAAGUGGAGGGAAUCUCAAUGCAGCUCUUGAUGCGCAUUACCGUUUAGAAGAUUGUGCAAACAUUGCGAGUGGAUGUUCUAGUCCAGAGUCUGAAGACGAGUCGAUUCCACCAGUACAAGAAGAAAAUUUUCCUAGGGAACACCUUACUGAUUCUAGUAGAAGGAUUAUUUCUUUUGCUGAUGAUCUCAGCGCAAUUUCUAGCAACUAUCUAGUUGGUCGUACAACAGGGCCACGAGAUUUAGUGGAAGCUCCAUUAGAAAUGAGGUAUGAUGCAUUUGGACGCCGUGGCCAUACACCAAGAGUUCUCCCCAGCAACAUUUUGCUUCACGAAUUUGAUGGUCUUGAAGAAGAAAUGAAGGUAAUUCGUUUCGAGGAAGAUGCAGCUGAGUUUUUUGGAUAUGAGCCAUUUGCACGUCAUGUACAUACACCAAGUGUACCACCCAUCCACACUUCGCUACACGCCAUCAAUGAUCUUGAAGAGGGAAUAAAGGGAGGACAAGACGCUCUUGCUGGACAUAGAAAGUCUCACCUACAAGAUCCCUACCUUGCUCAUGCUAUCUCUCUGUCCUUGGAGACAGCCGAGAAAGAGAAACAGUUGCGUGAGAAAGCUAGUAGGAUUGGAGAAUUAAGAUCUGAAGGUUAUGAGGGAUCCAAUGUAGAGCAACGGCAGAUGAGAUAUUCAAGUAGUGGUGUGGAAGCAAGAAACACAUCCUACCACAGUAAACCCGAUGAUGAAGAUAGUAUGUCCAGAGGUUUUCCUGCUGCUCCGCGUCUGAUCAAUGCUUCUGAUUUAGAUGAGUGGUCUACUUUACAAGAGGCAACAAUGAUUGGUCAAGUUCCUGAAAGCAGAUACCGAUCAGGAACCCUGGCUCCUCACACGCCUUUGCCUUCAGUAGACGCUCAGCGCCGGAUGUGGGAGAAACAGGAACUUGAGAAGCAAUUGACUGAAAAAGAAGCAUCAUUGCCUCCAGAUUCAGCCAUGGAUGAUGAAAAUACUGUCACCCAUUGUCAUACGUAUGCCAAGUGGAAACCGCCUUGCCUGCCGGUUCAUGAAAUCCCACAAUCUUCAGGCGCUUUUGGACUUCAUUGACGUUAGUAGAUUGAUCAAGCGUAAUACUUACAGAUUGGUGAAACCAUUCCCACGACAGACAUUUGGUGCAGAACAAAGUUGCUUGACAUUGCAGGAGAUUGGCCUCGUAAACAAACAAGAGGAUUUGUUUUUGGAAAUCAUCUUGUUUCUUUCUAACACAUAUCACUUUCACUGUAAAAAUCUAGUCUUUUCUUUAAACAAAAUCAUUACUUUUUGUUUUUCUGUGUGUUUGUUGUUGUAUAUACUAACAUUGUUACAGUGUAAGCAUUAAAAGUUACAAUAGACCAGAAACUACCCAUUUUUGUUAACUCAAUUUUUA
This is a messenger RNA of Camelina sativa (false flax), 1549 nucleotides long. RefSeq lists its product as uncharacterized. The record is from RefSeq and is a predicted model, not a curated record. Lineage: Eukaryota; Viridiplantae; Streptophyta; Magnoliopsida; Brassicales; Brassicaceae.